Molecule: messenger RNA, 1388 nt
Organism: Aspergillus homomorphus CBS 101889
Lineage: Eukaryota; Fungi; Ascomycota; Eurotiomycetes; Eurotiales; Aspergillaceae
Product: alpha/beta hydrolase
Exons: 1
Coding region: 138-1103 (321 amino acids)
Molecular function (GO): hydrolase activity
Source: RefSeq, a predicted model, not a curated record
UCGGUCAUUGUCCCAUUGGUACGAGUAGUUUCGGGUGUAUAGAUCCUGAAGAUCCGACCGAGCAUCCAGCACAGCUCAUCUCGAAACUCGCUUCUCCAACACGGUGUCUUAACCCCUCAUUGACGUCUCUCUACAAAAUGCCCUUGAGUCUGGAUCCCGCAUAUGCCAAGGCUGUCGCCCCAGCCAUAGCGGCCGUCGCCUCGAAGCCAAAGUCCGCGGUGCAUGAUGUCGAGGCGCGCCGGGUGGGCAUUACGGGCCUGUACGAGUCGAUCUUCGAGACCUUCCCGGAUGUUCCGAGCGUCGAACGGACCGUCCACCAGUUCCGGUCUUAUGACGGAGGCAUGAUCUCUAUUCAGCGCUACGCGAAGAAGGACACCGCGUCCACCGCACCUGGACCAGCGAUUGUCCACGCGCACGGCGGGGGCAUGUUCCAGGGCAGCGUCGAUCUGUACCGCAAGGUGUUCCCCUUUCAGGUCGAGCAGAGCAACAUCCAGAUCUUCUCGGUGGAUUACCGGCUAGCCCCCGAGCAUCCGCAUCCAACGCCGCUCGAAGAUUGCUAUGCUGGACUGUUGUGGCUGCAUGAGCAUGCGGACGAGUUCGCCGUGGACCGCAGCCGCAUUGCGGUGCAGGGCGAGAGCGCUGGAGGGAACCUUGCGGCGGGCAUGGCCCUCCUGGCUCGGGAUCGCGGCCUGUCUCCGCCUCUGGCGAAGCAGGUCCUUAUCUACCCUAUGCUGGAUGACAACAACACUGUACCGAACCCUGCGCUGGAGCCGUUCGCUACGUGGACUUAUGACGAUAACAUGACUGGCUGGACGGCCUUCUUGGGGCAAGACGUCGUCGGCACGGACAAGGUCUCACCUUACGCUGCGCCUGCCCGAGCCACCAACCUGGAAGGCCUACCACCGACGUAUAUCGACGUUGGCGAGCUUGACAUCUUCCGGGACGAAGACAUCGCCUUCGCAGGGAGGAUUGCGGCAGCCAAUAUCAGUUUGGAGUUGCACGUGUACCCCGGACUGCCCCAUGUCUUCGAAAUAUACGCACCGCAGUGUGAACCUUCCUUGAGGGCCAUUGCGAACAGACUCAGGUUCCUUGCCGAUUUGUAAUGACGCAGACUGGAAUAGCAGAUUGUGUGCGCUAAAAAAAACAGAGGUGGCCCAACCGACUUAGAAAGAUAUGAUGACGACAAUGUGUUUUCUUAAGGACAUUGAAUUGAGCUAUGAUGAAGUGACCGGCCCCGUAACUGGGUGAGGUGUAGAGAGAGUGCGUAAUUCGGGAGAGCGGAGUGGCUGAGCCCAAUAACUACAAGAUGGUCAAAGCUUCCGGCUAAGCCAUCAGAAUGUCUGCACUCUGCAUGUUCCGACACGGCUACCGUAGGCAGACGAAUAUUG